This is a messenger RNA of Nilaparvata lugens (brown planthopper), 6985 nucleotides long. RefSeq lists its product as uncharacterized. Lineage: Eukaryota; Metazoa; Arthropoda; Insecta; Hemiptera; Delphacidae. The record is from RefSeq and is a predicted model, not a curated record.
AUGGCUUCUGAAGAGUUUACUCAUUUUGUUAAAGACGACUGUGGCUUUGGCAAUUCAUGGAGCAUCCAGGCUGAUAGUGAUGUGGGAGUGAACGAAGUUGUGCCACCUAUAAAAUACAAUGAAGAAGGAUUCAUCCAUUUCAAGCAGAUCAGUGACAGAGGAGAGAGUUUGAUAAUAGGCACUAAACCCAAAUCGUCAUAUGGAACACCAUCUACCUUAUUGGAAUGCUCUAAACAUGACUGUGACAUACCAGACUAUUACAAGGAGCCGUACCAUCUCAAUGUGGUCAAGGAUAUCCUAGGUGUCAAUGAAGAGGCUAAGAAAGCAAAUCUCUCAGAUUAUUUUUUCGUCAUCAAUAAAGAAUCAUGGUCCUGUCAUCCGCAUGGAGACACGACCCAGGGAUUCCUGAUGAUUGUGAAUGAGUAUGUUGGCAUCAAAGAACUGUUCGAAAUAAAAUACUAUGAUGGGAUCGAAGUGAGUGUAGUUUAUACAACUGAUGCUUUCAGGACAGCCAGGGUGAGGGAAGUCAAAUACAUCGAUGUCGCAGACCCCUCAAAAUCUUUUCGCUAUGAGGGCACUCUCUAUUAUAAAGAUAAAGGAAGAGUUACGGACAGUAUUCCAAAUCAUUAUGGAACACCAAUUGAAAAUGAAAUUAUAAAGAAAGUCAUUGAAGUUGCGAAAGGAAAGAAGCAGUUAUUGGUGAGAGACAUUACAUUUCAAAAUACCAGCUCUUACAGAUCGGUCGAGAUUCCUGACAGCAUAUAUGGCAAAACAUUGAGAAUUGGGUCCCACUGGACAAGGGAAUUCGGAGAUGAAAACUUCAUAUCAGCUCAUUAUGGAACACCAAUUGAAAAUAACAUUAAAAAGAAUGAAGUUGAAGUUGCGAAAGGAAAGAAGGAGUUAUUGGUGAGAGACAUUACAUUUCAAAAUACCAGCUCUUACAGAUCGGUCGAGAUUCCUGACAGCAUAUAUGGCAAAACAUUGAGAAUUGGGUCCCACUGGACAAGGGAAUUCGGAGAUGAAAACUUCAUAUCAGCACCCUUCGAAUUGAACUCCAAUCGGUUAUACCAGGUUCAAAUAAACGCCAAAGGGUACGACUUGAGAGUCGGUUCAAGAUGGGAGAACAAAAUAGGGAAUGCCCAUUCCAUUGUUAAGUGUGCCCAACCUUCGAGCAGUUCCCCCUAUAUCAAGGCAUUCAAUACGAAAAUACGAGUGAAAACUGUGGCAGAGGAUGGGGACAUGAGAACCCAUGGAGUGGAACAUAUAAGGAAGUACAGCAAACCUCAUUACUUUCAGUUCAUCAAAGAGGAAUAUUCGAUAUGUCAAGGAACAACACAUAAGUCAGGCGUUAAGAUAAGGUUUUUGCGAGUAUUGAAUGAAAUCAAAUUUCGAGUGCCAAUUCGCCAACUUGAAUUCUACGACGGAGUUGAGAUAUUUGAACAGGGCACACAUCGUACUGAGAAAUCUGUGCAAAUCAGAGAGAUCAAAUAUUUGCAUGAUGAAAAUCUAGAGGUUCUGAAGUAUGAAGGUAGACUGGAAUUCCAUAAUGGAGCAUCAUCAGGUAUUACUAGCUGGCCUGGUUGGCAAGCAGUCGAGGUGAACAAUGAAGACACAGUUUGGAGGGUUGGGCAUUUCACUGGCAAGAAACAUGAAUUGAUAGAGAGGACCUACACUCUAAAGAAUAAAGAGGAAUGGCACAAUAUUAAGACUUACGACCACCGAAGACCACCUUAUUAUAUGCUCGAAAUAGGAAAGUUCCCAACAUCUUCCAUUGGAGAAAAAGAUGAUACUAUUAUUUGCAGGAAAUCGAACGCGAAAGACAUAAUAGAGUUCGUUUUACAGGGAGGUGCUGUUCGAAACACAGAAGAACUAAAUAGCUAUAUCACUUUCAUCAAAGACGAAGUUUGGAACUGCAACGUUGUUGAUGAAAAUUUGCAAAUCGAAAGAAUUAUGAACAGAUUCUUCAUUAACAAAUAUACUCGCAAUCCUGUUAAAGAGGUCAAAUUUCGUGACUCGCAAAAAGCUUGGUAUGUGGUGUCUGAAGAUGGCUUCCAGAUAGAAAUGGAAGAAAUCUUAUACAAACGAGGACAUAUUUUGAAAAAGUUUGAGGGAUACACAGUAUUAGAUGACGGCGAUGAUGAAAAAGGAGUCAAAAUGAGUGGUACAGUUAUAUUUGAAGAUGAAAAGGAAAAUUUCGAUAGAAAAUUGGAUUAUACAAUGGUCGACAUAGAGUAUCACACGGAUCGAGAGACAGAGUACCACGAAACAACUCUGAACAAAGAAGGAUCAACUAAUUUACAAAUCGGUUCCAAGUGGAAGAGAAUCUUUGGAAAUGCAAAUAUGGUGAUAGUUUGUGAACUAUAUAAUUCCGUCCAUGGAGGACUUUUCAACACAAACUUGAGGACAAGGGUUAAAAAAGAGGGAGAAAACAUAAAUAAUCAACUUCUAUUUCAAAACUAUUUCGAUGAUCUGAAGACUGAAGCGUGGAGGUGUGUUGAAAAGGGUGGUCCACAAUCAGAAGUUCGAUUCCUGAGGAUAAAGACACAGUUCUCGAUAAAACCCCACCACUGCCCGCAAAUAGGCAAACUAUGGCACUGGGAUGGGGUGACUAUCAUGAAGGGUAGCUAUGUGCGAGGCACCCCUGGAUGCCAUGAAAUCGCCGAAGUCAAGUAUCUCGACCCCAUAGAUUAUAGCCCUCUCAGGUUUGACGGAAAAGUACAGCUAUUAAAUAUUAAGCAGGUUCCGGUUCCUAAACAAAUUUUAGCAGUACGUUUGGUGGACGUGGCAAAGAUAGAGGUACACCUUCAACCUGUGUCGCAUAUGGAGAAUAAACUUUUCAAAACAGUUGUCAAACCUAAAGGGUUGACUAUUGAAAUUGGAUCUCCUCAUGAAACAGUUAUCAGUAUACCGGAGCCUAUGUGCAAACACCAAGAUCAAAUGUCAGACAGUGAAAAAACCAGAUAUUUACCGGAAAUUCGAUUAAAUUCUGAUCAAGGAAGUGGAAGUACUGGACCUAUAAAAAUGUCUGCACAACAGUUGAAAAUAUGUUUUGAAAUACUCACUUCUGAGAUAUGGAAGUGUCAGGCAGUGGAUCGUGAAUUUAUCAGAGCCAUCCAUAGAAUUAGGAUGAAAUCAGAAUGUCCGAUAGCUCGAGCCUAUUAUCACAGCGGAGUGACAGUCGAUGUAGAGCCUGAGCUGAUAAUAAAAGAAGUGAAAUAUAUGACAAUAGAAGGGGAAAUUGUGAGAUUUGAGGGUUUCAUAAACGUUGUUCAUCAAUAUCACCAUUCGCGAGGGGAGGAAGACACUAUGGGGACAGAAUCGAAAGAAAUUGUAUACGAAUUGGAUACCCCGAGUCUUUUAUUCACAAAAAUCCAACAUGAAGGUGUAAUUUUGGAAGUUGGUUCUCAAUGGGAAGAAGAAUUUGGAUCAGCUGACGAUUCAGUAUUUUGUCGAAGGAAAAUGGACCAUAAAAUUCAUCCAUCUUUUAAUACCAAAGUAUACAGCAAUUUGAAGGGAUUGGAUGAGAAAGAUAAGGUAGUGGAUUUGAAUAAAAGAGGAAUUUUCUUCGAGUAUUUCACAGUACUCAAACAAGAGCUUUGGAAUUGUCAAAAGAAUAUGAAAGAUAAGUUUCUAAGAGUGGUGAAUUACAAUGUAGCCUUGAAGGAAAUAGCACUACUUUAUCAUCCCGAUGGAAUUACGAUUGGAACUCAAGUUUUUCCUGAUCAAUCAGUAUCCAAGCGGAUUAAAGAAAUCAAAUAUUUGCAUCCGGAAACCAAGAAAGUUCUGCGAUACAAUGGUGAAAUGACAUUGGAAACGAUCUCUAGUUUGAGAAAUACCAAACUUUUCCAAAUGCCACAUCCAUUGCUGAAAUUAGAAAUUGACGAAGAUCAGGAGGAAACAGGUGUUGAGGAAGCAGGUGAAAAAAGACGGAAUUAUGGAGAGACAAGUGCUAAUAAGAAAGAGGAGAACGAUCGAAAGACAUGGUCGGUGGAUAUUCUGCGAGUGCAUGCUCUGCGAAUAAAGAAGCAAUUUGAGAGUGGUGGCUUGCCAAAUAUGCAGUCAUAUGAUGCUGGAGCAGUUCAAUACACGGAAAAUAAUAUCAAUGUCAUGAGAAUUGCUGACGAAUAUGAUGUCAAAAUGAAGGUUGGCUCACAGUGGGAGAGAGAGCUCAAAACCCAAGGGAAUUCAAUGUCGUGCAUUCUAGACGAAUGGAAUCCCACAAAUGGAAGGAAGCUGUUGACGAAAGUGCAGCUAUAUUUCGACAAUGAUAAAUACGAGUUGAACUAUGAUACCAUCUACGAAUACCUCAUCAUCAAAAAAAUUGAGGUCUGGAUCUGUGUUAACGAUCAUGACACUAUGCUGAGAGUGGUAACAACUCUGGAGGGCGUUGGUGGAAUUUUGGUUGUGUUGUACAGGGAUGGGGUGCAAGUGACACCGUUGGAUCUGCCAGCUGGUGGAAAGUCAGCCAAAAUUGUCGAGACCAAAUACAUUGAUCCGGUCGAUUUCAAGAUCUUGAAAUACACGGGAAAUCUCAAACUCUUGACAACUAGAACAGCUGAGGAGAUGAAGGGGCAAUUGAAGAUUCCUGUACCUGAGAGGCAGUUCGAUUUUUUAGAAAUUGGAAGAAUAAACUGAUGGAAUGGUUCAGAUGGAUUAUAAGGAAGAUUGGUGCCGCAGUGGAAACGGUGGCAAGAGCCGUUGGUAUCGAAUAAGUCAGCUCCAAUAUUAUUUCGAUCACAAAAUCGAAAUUCAAAUUCAAAAUCAAAAAUAGAGUUUUCAGUGGAAUUCGAUUCCAAACCCCCAGCAUUCUUUAUAACUUUAUUCCUUUCCAUUAAAAAAACACUGUCAGUGUAGAGUGAAUUUCAUUAUAUUAUCCGUGAUUUGAAGACUUAUUAUUAUUAUUAUUAUUAUUAUCAUUAUUAUUAUUAUCAUUAUUAUUAUUAUUAUUAUUAUUAUUAUUAUUUUAUUAUUAUUAUUAUAUUAUUAUUAUUAUUAUAUUAUUAUUAUUAUUUUAUUAUUAUUAUUAUAUUCAAGACUUGAAUUUGUCUCACUGUGACUCGACCCUGCUAUAAAUAACUAUCACCGUUUUUGAAGAAGAAGAAGAAGAAGAAGAAGAAGAAGAAGAAGAAGAAGAAGAAGAAGAAGAAAAUUUUGCCUUCAAGUCAGUCAGUUCUCAAUUUUAUGCAGGGUUGAGAUAUUCUCUCACAUUACUGUAUUUCCGUUAGCGAUGGAAAAUACACUGGUAUUUGGGUAUAUUUCAAAUUGCAUUUCCCUUUCUCACGGAGUCAUGCUCUGUCUCCGUCGUCUCUGUGGUGGCAGGGGAUCAUAAUGCAUGGAAACCAAUCAAGCGGUUCCAAUCAAGCGGCGGCCACACAAUCACAUUAAAAUCUAGAGGUAGCCUCAGGACUCAAGGGCCCAAAAAUAACGUGUUUGUUAAAUUUGUUGAAUUUUAUUGAAUUUGUUGAAAUGUAUUAUUUUCCGCCGUGAAUUAUUAUAAUGUUGAAGUAGUCUAUAAUCAAUAAGUGGAAUAGAAUAUGUUUAUGUAUAUGAGUAGUUGGAGUAGGGGAAUGUUUAUUGAAAAUAUUACAAUAAAUGAAUAUAGAGUACAUAUUUAAAAUAUCGAAUAUUAUAUAUUAUAGAGUCAACAAUAGUGUAGUGAAAAUUCCAAUAGUGAUGGAUUUAUAAUUUAACCUUCCGGCAGUCGCGCUGUGCUAAAAAGUACAACAGUGUCAGUUUUUUUGCUGCACAAAACUAUUGAAUGGAGUGGUGUCAGUGAAUGAGUCACCUAUGCAUUCCAAAACUUUCCCCCAUCACUCCACUGAGUUGCAGUAUCAACCGAGCAAUGGUUCAGUCUUUAGGUGCCAUUUAGUCGCCACAGUGCAUAAGAUAGGAACGAACGAAGGUUGUGCAUAAGAUAGGGAAAGUAUAGGAUACGGGGACUGUAAACGAACCAAUAACACACCAAUAACACAGAAUUGAUGGCUUAGCUUGAUGUACCUCAUUGGGCUAUGAAAUGGUAAUCAUCCAAAUUUUCAUAGGCGUAAAAUAGUCCAAGAAGAUGGAAAAAGUAAUUAUACAAUUAAUUAAUACUGUAUACGGGGACUGUAAACGAACCAGGCUUUUCUUGAUGUAUCUUAAAAUAAUCCCAAGAAGAUGGAAAAAGUAAUUAUACAAUUAAUUAAUAUGUUUUGACAGUAAACAGAGUACAUAACACUUGGAAAAUUAGAUGUUGUACAAAGUACAACACGCGACUGCUCGUGUGAUUGAGUAGGGCGCGACUUCCGGAAGGUUGAACGAUGGUAUGUGCCAUUAUAAUAUUUUGUACCUCAUGUUAAUAAUCUCAUAUUGUUUUAGGAAUAAGUGUGAGUUUCUUUACAAAAUUUAAAAUUUUCAAUUAUUAGUACAGUAUUUCUCAGUUAUCAGUGAUGAUUUAGUGAAGUAUUCUUAUUUAAAUUGAUUUUCAACUUUUCUAAAUUUCAAAUUCCUAGUUUAUAUAUAUUUUGGACUCAAAAUUGGACAAAUUUAAUAAAGUCUUUUUGGAAAAUUUCUAUCUAAAUUUAGGAAAGGAACAUUUUUGGGCUUCACGCCUGUUGUUCCUUUCCCAAUCAUUCAUAAUAAUUGAGAAUGAUAGUGUAUGUUUCAAUGUAUACAUAGAUUAAUUGAUAAAUAUUGACCAAGUUCAUUUAUUAUUUUAUUUGUAGUAGUAAAUUGGAUGAAGUACACGCUACCGUCGUGAACAGUUGGACUUUCAUAUCAGAGUUAUUUUACUAUAUUGUUUGAAGAGUUAAAUCAUUGUUAAAAUAUUACGUUAAACUGUCGGUCCCGGCUGAAGUAUGACAGUCGUAAGGCCCAUUGACGGCUUAAAUUAUAUAUUCAGGCGGUGGAACCUUCCCCAAAGGGACUCCCCACCAAUAAAAGCCAUACGAAUCUACUUUUUUCAUUGUUGAAAUGUGUGUUAUCAGCUAAUAAAAAUGUUCAAAAGUAA